AUGAACAAUCAGCCUCCUUCUCCCUCGGACACGAUAGAGCCGUCCAAGACUAUCACAUACGAUACCCCUGAUAGUCCUCGAAUCUACCCAAAUGACUUAACGGCUGCCAAUUUCCGUCUAGAGAAUACAAAUGACGAGACGAAAUAUACCCCUGGGCUGUGGUCGUCGGGUGGUAGCACUGCAGUGUCCCUUUCCGGAAACCAGGAUGACAACUCGAUGCCGGCAACCCUCUCACGCCAUUUCCGAGCAAACAUAAGUACCAAACAUACCGAUAUCGUUUUAAUAGUUUGUGGAUUUGUCGGCGGUCUGGUCGACGGUCUAUCCUUUAAUGCAUGGGGAAGUUUCUCCAGUAUGCAAACAGGAAACACAGUCUUCCUGGCUCUCGGUGUCUCCGGCCAACCUGCCUAUCCCGCAUAUCUCUGGGCCAAGUCCCUGAUUGCCAUAACGGUAUUCAUCUGCAGCAAUAUCUUCUUCAUCCACAUGCACCGAUUCCUCAAUCCUCGGCGCCGCUCAACAAUGAUCAUCUCAUUCGGUAUCCAGACUGCUGCCAUCCUAGCCGCCGCUAUUCUCGUCCAGCUGGGCGUCAUCCUCCCCAAGCCCGAGGACCCUCGCGCCCCGAUAGAGUGGAUGCAAAUCCUACCCAUCUCUCUUCUAUCAUUCCAAGCCGGUGGUCAGAUCUGCGCAUCCCGAAUUCUAGGACUCGAUGAGAUCCCGACAGUUGUUGUCACUACGCUUCUAUGUGACCUGCUUGUCGACCCGAAGUUGACAGCCAAGGUGAACCCGAAGCGAAACCGUCGCAUCGGGUCAUUCCUUGCCUUGUUCUUUGGUGCUAUGACGGCUGGUGGGCUUUCAAAGACCACCGGUAUGGCUUCCAGUCUUUGGUUUGCUAUGGGGUUGAAGCUGACCAUCACUUUGGGAUGGUUUGUCUGGCGUCGGGAGGGUAGGAGAAAGAGUGACGUGGAUGUGUGA
Penicillium olsonii is the source of this 969-nucleotide messenger RNA. NCBI's taxonomy places the organism in Eukaryota, Fungi, Ascomycota, Eurotiomycetes, Eurotiales, Aspergillaceae. The record is from the annotation of a GenBank genome assembly.